CGGCGGCGUUUUCCCUCCGUUCACCCGCCCGUCGGCCCGCAGCUGAGCUGUGCCUAAGGACGGUCGGUGGGCAGCGGCGUCCGUCCUGUCCGCGUGCAGGCCAUGGCGUGGGCUGCGUCAUCGGUGCCCACCGAUAAAUCUCGGUUCAUCUGUAUAUAUCCAGCCUACAUAAAUAAUAAGAAGACAAUAGCAGAAGGAAGAAGAAUACCACUUGAGAAAGCAGUUGAAAAUCCCACAUCUACAGAAAUCCAGGAUGUUUGUGCAGCAGUUGGACUUAAUGUACUUUUGGAGAAAAACAAAAUGUAUCCCAGGGAGUGGAACCGUGAUGCUCAGUACAGAGGUAGAGUGCGUAUUCAGCUCAAGCAGGAAGAUGGAAAUCCAUGUCAACCACAGUUUCCAACACGUAAGGCAGUGAUGCUGUAUGCAGCAGAAACAAUCCCCAAACUGAAAACAAGGACACAGAAAAUGGGAGGCAGUGACCAAAGUCUACAGCAAGGGGAGGGAGGCAAAAAAGGCAAAGGAAAGAAGAAGAAAUGAACAUGAGUGGCACAAAUACUAUACAUUAAAAUGAACGUGAAUGCGGGGAAAUAAAGAAUUGGGAUGUGAACACUGGACAAAUGAGAAAGGUCAAAACUCUUUAUGUUAAGACUCUGAACAAGAAUGGAUUUAACAUGCAGCUAAUUACAGCUGAUCCAUUUGUGAUCAUACCUAGAAAAGUUACUUUAGAACUCAGAAUAAAUGGAAAAGAACAUCUUGGGUUUUUUAAAAAGCUGAUUGCCUUAGAUUUAGUUCAGAUUUGGAAGGAUUACAGUAGGGUGGUUUAAUUCAAUAUUCUGUGGAGCUUCUAAAUUGAUUUCUCUUUGUUAAAGUAAAAAAACCUGUCUAAUAUUUGAAUUAAAUAGUUUACAAAGGACAACUUUCUGUCUAAAAUAACUGGUAAGUUGAACUUUGCAGCUGGGUAAUCUGUAGACAUCUCAUGGUUGAUGGAGGUUAUAACAUUGUAUCUAAGUAUGUACAUAUCUGCAAAUAACAAAUAUGAUCAUAGAAGAGUUGGAAGGGGCCUGUAAGGCUAUCAAGUCCAACUCCAUGCUCAAUGCAGUGAAGCUACAGUUGAUGAAAGUAUCACAUUCAGUCAUUGCCAGCAAUUUACCAUAUGUGUGAAACAUCUGUUGUCAUGAAGGGGAAAUUAAAAUCGUCCUAAUGA
Molecule: messenger RNA, 1204 nt
Organism: Varanus komodoensis (Komodo dragon)
Lineage: Eukaryota; Metazoa; Chordata; Lepidosauria; Squamata; Varanidae
Gene: SRP19
Product: signal recognition particle 19
Exons: 5
Coding region: 103-537 (144 amino acids)
Biological process (GO): SRP-dependent cotranslational protein targeting to membrane; SRP-dependent cotranslational protein targeting to membrane, signal sequence recognition
Cellular component (GO): signal recognition particle, endoplasmic reticulum targeting
Molecular function (GO): 7S RNA binding
Source: RefSeq, a predicted model, not a curated record